CAUCUCAAGACCUUUCCACUUCUCUCUCUGCCUGGAAGACUCUUCCCCAGGGGUAUCUGUGGCUGGAUCCUUCUUUUCUGUUCCAUCUUGGUUUAAAGAUAAAUCAGAUAAGUAUGAUCUACGUGAUAUUGAAAGACUUCAACAAGAUGAUAACUGGGUUGAAAGUUACUUAACUUGGAGACAUAAUGUUGUGGAUGAAACACUGAAGAUGCUUGAUGAGAGCUUUCAAUGGAGGAAAGAAAUUUCUGUCAAUGACCUGAAUGAAUCCUCCAUUCCCAAAUGGUUGUUGGAAAUAGGUGGUAUUUAUCUCCACGGUUAUGACAAAGAAGGGAACAAAUUAUUCUGGAUCAGAGUGAAGUAUCAUAUAAAAGACCAUAAAAACAUAAUGGACAAGAAGAAGCUUAUAGCAUUCUGGUUGGAACGUUAUUCUAAAAGAGAAAAUGGGAAACCUAUAACAGUGAUGUUUGACCUGUCAGAAACUGGACUAAGUACCAUAGACAUGGACUUGAUACGCUUCAUCAUCAACUGCUUUAAGGUUUAUUACCCUAAAUAUCUCUCAAAAAUAGUAAUCUUUGAUAUGCCUUGGAUAAUGAAUGCUGCCUUCAAAAUUGUGAAAAGUUGGCUUGGUCCAGAAGCAGUGAGUUUUUUGAAGUUUACAAGUAAAAAUGAAGUCCAGGACUAUGUCAGUGUAGAAUACCUGCCUCCCCACAUGGGUGGAACUGAUCCUUUCAAGUAUAGCUAUCCACCACUAGUAGAUGAUGACUUCCAGACACCAUUGUGUGAAAAUGGGCCUAUUACCAGUGAGGAUGAAACUUCGAGCAAAGAAGAUAUAGAAAGUGAUGGUAAAGAAACCUUGGAAACAACUUCCAAUGAAGAACAAACAGCUCUUCCAAAAAAGAUUAACCCAACUGAACCUACUUCCAAAGCAGAAGAGAAUGAAAAAGUUGAUUCAAAGAUGAAAGCUUUCAAGAAACCAUUGAGUGUGUUUAAAGGUCCCUUAUUACACAUCAGCCCAGCAGAAGAAUUGUAUUUUGGAACUACAGAAUCCGGAGAGAAGAAAACUUUAAUGGUGUUGACAAAUGUAACUAAAAAUAUAGUGGCAUUUAAGGUGAGAACAACUGCUCCAGAAAAAUACAGAGUCAAGCCAAGCAACAGCAGCUGUGAACCUGGUGCUUCUGUUGACAUAGUUGUGUCUCCCCACGGGGGUUUAACUGUCUCUGCACAAGACCGGUUUCUUAUAAUGGCUGCAGAAAUGGAACAGUCAUCUGGCACAGGCCCAGCAGAAUUGGCUCAGUUCUGGAAAGAAGUUCCCAGAAACAAAGUGAUGGAGCAUAGAUUAAGAUGUCAUAUGGUUGAGAGCAGUAAACCAACCACUCUUAUGUUAAAAGACAAUGCUUUUCAUAUGUCAGAUAAAACCAGUGAAGACUUCUGUCUACAACUCAAUCGUUUACUAGAAAGCAAUAGGAAACUUCAAGACCAAGUUCAGCGUUGGAUCUGGUUCCAACAGUUGCUGCUUUCCUUAACAGUGCUCUUGCUUGCUUUUGUUAUCUCUUUCUUCUAUUUGUUGUACCAUUAAAGAAGCGGUGCGCCCAGUAGGGGAACAUGGCUCCUUAAAACUUUUCCACUGUGCUAGAAACCUAAAAGUGAUACACAUCUGUGCUUCCUACAAAGAAGUAUGGAGCACUUGGGAAGAGGGAAACAGAUACAUCUUGAAAAUAAAGAACUGUUAACAUAAAAAAAAUUGCCUUCAAAAUGUUGAAGUUGAUUAUAGCUAGUUAGUUAAGACCUAUCCAUUAUGUAAAUUAAUAGUUUAAAUCUAAUUUAUUUUUUCCUUUUGGUUUAAUACUUUUAAUGCUUGUUUGUUUCUUAAUGCUUGUUUGUUUUUAUCAUGUAUAUAUUAGCUGAACUGAAAACUGUUAAGAAAGAUGCGUUGUUACAGCCCAAAAAUGUAAUGUGCUUUUUUAUGAAGGAAUUAUUAUAGCCAAGCUGACUUGUUAGCUUUUCUGUACUAUGUAUAUAGAAGAACGUGUAUAUUGAAAAAGAAAACAAACUUAUAAAGAAUAAUUUAUGUCAUAACUUUGUAAUUUCAAAAAUUACUUCCAGAUCAUAGUCAAUAUUCUUUUGGAAUGUAAAACUAUUUAAAGCCAAACUACUUUUAGCCUUUGUUUCUUAUCAGUGUUCCUUAGCAACCUGCCUUUUUUUAAUCUAGGGCUUUUUUCUCAACACUGAUUUAUCUAAAAGUUUCCCAAACUGUUUUGUUGGAUUUUUCUUUGAAUUCUCUUAGUAAUGUCCAGAAGGAAAAUCUCCUCAAGCAGUUCCACUUUCCAGUCUUUCAGGCAGUUUCAUGUUGUUUACUGUGGCUGGACACUGAACCUUUUUAAUUUAUUGUAAAGACCUUAUCCUACAUUGUACCAUCUUCACUGUCAUGUCAGAUCAAAGGAAUCUUUUUGUGAACCUUAAAUUGCACCAACUUCACCCUCAUUCUAGAUAAAAGGAGUUAGAGAAAAUUGUUCAAAGUUAAGUUUUCUGAGAUGCAUAACAAUAUAAUUAACUUACAUUUCAGUUCCAUGUGCAAAUCAGCCAUGAAAAAGAAAUCUACAAAGAACUAUAGUACCUAUAAGGGUGAAAUAAAAUAUAGACACACAUGUCAGCUGUGAAUUUAAAGAAUGAAAAAAAAAAUUUGUGACGGACUGUAAAGCCUUUGGACCAGGGUUAAUUGACUGACUAGCUUUUAUUCUGCCAUUUAUAGAAUACUCCUCAGUAUAGUUCCUAAUUCCUAAAAGAUACACUGUGCAGGAGCAGAGGCUAAUUAAGUUGGUUUGUGUUAUUAAUAUGACCAGUUUCAGUUCCUGUUGAUUCAAAUGUAAAUCUACUUUACACGAAAGAAAAAAAUAGGCUGCCUGUAAAAUAAAUAUUGAGUUUAAUUGUGCCAUGUUUGGGGGAUUUAUUCUUCUGAGGGAUAAUGUUGGCUUUCACCUUUAGAAGUUGACAGUUCAUAAAUUGAGUUAUGAAGAAUGAUAUAAUAGAGUACCUUCAAAAUUGGCUUAGAAAAUGAAACCUUAAAAGGACACUGAUGUGAUGCUCUAUCUUAACCUGGGUUCUUCUGUUUCAGUUUAUACAGCUCACGAUGGGAAACUGACUGCAGUCCUCCCUAAGUAUCAUUCACAGUAGCUCCCUGUGUAUGUCACAGUGCUUAUGUUAGAUUCUUGCUUUUAAUAUCAUCUAAUCCCAAACGAUUUGCAUAUAGUUUUGUUCCUCAGCAGAUAGAUGAGGAAAUAAUUAGUCAAGAUUGGAUAUGUAUUGGCCUAACAUUGUCCCUUUAAUGUGUUAUAUGAAACUCAUGUUGACUCACUAAAAAAUUCUUGCUUGACGUCUGGUCAGUCUUUUAUCAUUGAAUGUAACAGCAUAUCUUGUUCAUGUUUGUGUGUCUAUUAAAUAAGACUAGGCAGAACUGUUGGAAAUUAACUAUAAAAUCAAAGGCAUCUAACCUUUUGAAAUUGUCUUAAUAUAUAUUUACAUUUGCUUUUAUUCUUCUGUAUCCCUUUGAUUUAAUCAUGUUUGUAUGAUUAUUUUUGGUACUCUACCGUUUGUCAUUUUAUUAAGAAUUUUAUUUUUAAUUAUGUCAUUGGCUGUUCAUGACCAGAUUUACCAAGGACCAAAUUUAGAUUUAGAUUUUUGUUUUUGCUUGGGAAUAGAAAUAGAUUUUCCAUGAAAACAUUAAUGAAAUAUUAUUAGAUUGAUCUGCAAGUAGCCUAAAAAUGUGAUUGCUAGUAAACCUAGCCUCAAAUUUCAUAACAAUGCCAUAACUUUUUAUAUCUUGCCACUAAUUUUGACUGAAUUUAAUAGCACUUUAUUGUACAAUUGCAAAAAAUAUAUAUUCCUAGAAUUGUUGCCAGUGUAAUUUCUCUAAUGUUCUGGUGCUUUUCAUAUAUUUUCAGUAUUUUUAUUACUAUAUUGGUAUUUUCUUUGUAUAAAUUGAUCAAAAGAACAUGUUUUCUAUUUUAAUAUGUUUUAGAAGAAUAGUUACAUUUAUGAAAUAAAUGUCAUCAGGAAAAAACUCUGGUC
Molecule: messenger RNA, 4065 nt
Organism: Choloepus didactylus (southern two-toed sloth)
Lineage: Eukaryota; Metazoa; Chordata; Mammalia; Pilosa; Megalonychidae
Gene: MOSPD2
Product: motile sperm domain containing 2
Exons: 14
Coding region: 209-1576 (455 amino acids)
Source: RefSeq, a predicted model, not a curated record